GUGGUUGAUUUACAUGGUGUCACGCAGUCAGUCCACAACACGAGAACGGGGGCAUAGCGAGGCUGUGCUUUGCAGAUGCGUCUUUGUGAGAGCAUCCAUUUCACGGCGAUGACAAUUUCAAGCUAAGGAGGUGGUGCACAUUUCUCGGGGGAACCUUGCCUUUUCUCUCCUCCGACCUCGGAAGUCAGUUUCCUCGAGCAGCCGACUGACUCGCUCCUUCUCGUCGUGUGCAGUCUCAGCAGACUCAGGGUGUUUCAUAACAAGCCUGUUUACUUAGAGGAAGAGAACGGCUCCGACGCCAAUUCUCCAAUUCUAGCGGGCGUCUUGUUUGCCGAGUGGAAUUUGCGGACCGCAGCGCUAAGACGCAAAAAAAAAAAAAAAGGAAUCAACGGACGUUUCAAGUUAUCCUGGAAGUUGCGCAGUUGAGAGGAAAACAUGGAAAUUUGUGGCUGUUUGACGGUGACUGGGAAAUGCUUCGUCGUCCUCGGACUUAAAUUGUUAUUCCUUGUAACGCUAGGAGUUCCGGUUAGAAGCGGCGAUUCUGUAUUAAAGGACGUGAUUACCGUGCGACAAGGGGACAGCGCCGUGUUAAAAUGCAGUGUGGACAGUAACGUAUCAAGAGUGGCAUGGCUCAAUCGCACCACCAUUCUUUUUGCAGGGAAUGAGAAAUGGUCUCUGGACCCUCGUGUCACUUUGAUGGAAAAUGCAGCAGUCACGGAAUACAGCAUCGAGAUCCAAAAUGUUGAUGUACAUGAUGAGGGACCCUAUGUCUGUUCCAUCCUCACAAAUAAAAAACCAAAAGCCACAAAAGUCCACCUCAUUGUUCAAGUACCUGCCAGGAUCACAAAUAUAUCAAAAGACAUCACAAUAAAUGAGGGCAACAACGUCAAUCUUAUGUGCUUUGCGGUGGGUCGACCAGAGGCGAGCAUCACGUGGAGGCAUCAUUCCCCAAGAGGCUUUCAUACAUUUGUCACAGAGGGAGAGCAUCUGGAACUGGUUGCCAUCACCAAAGAUCAGUCCGGAUCAUAUGAGUGCAUUGCUUCAAAUGGCAUAUCAGCCCCUGAUGUCAGGACAAUGCAGGUCGCAGUCAACUAUCCUCCCUUAAUUUCGAAGGCAAGGGGUACAGGUACUGCAGUUGGACAAAAAGGAGUCCUUCAAUGUGAAGCCUCUGCUGUCCCUCGAGCAGAUUUUGAAUGGUACAAAGAGGAUCGUAGGCUUUUCAAUGGAAUAAAUGGGAUAAGGAUAGAGAAUCAAGGCAAACAGUCAAUGCUCAUCUUCUUCAAUGUUUCCGAGGAAGACUAUGGGAACUACACAUGUGUUGCCGUGAACACCAUGGGGAUCACUAAUGCCAGCAUAAUUCUUUAUGGACCAGGCGCAAUGCAUGACGUCAAUGGGGCAGCUGUUUUGUCCCACUUCUCCUUAUGCUCCUUGCUGAUGAUGACCUUGCUCUACCUGGUGCUGAAGUUCUGAUGUUGCAAUGGCACAACCUGCAAGCUUCUCUCUACAUUCAACAAGAACAGACUCUUUGCCUUGUAAAACGAAUAAAAAUCAAGAGGUGCCAGUGGUUAACCCUUUGUUCUGAGUUUUCUCAAUGUAUUUUCUUAUUUUAACCUAGAGUCUGUUCUCUCUAUGAAAAGCAGCAUCAAUCCAAUGAAGGGAAAAAUCGGAAUCGUGCAUACUAAUAUAUGCUGUUAAAAGUCCUGAGUUUGUGUAUCCCCCAUAAUUUUGUAUGUGAAAAGGAAAAAGAAAAUAAUAAAUGUAACUGUUGAUGGUUGACUGUUUCUUGCCAAUAUCGGAGUGCACAUUUUGAUUAUCAAUGUGUAAUGUUUAUGUGUACAAUACAGUUGAUCUUUUUUUAAGUAUGUGAUAAAAGGGAAAUGGAUUGUUGAGUUUAAUCUGACUGUAUUUUUACAGUUACAGUAUAUGCAAAAUAGAAUAAGACACUCUUCAUGAUAAGCAGUGAACAACACAUAGUACAUCAUGAAUUCUCAGGCAAGUCCUAUUACUUAAUGCAUCCAAAUUGUAUUUUACAUUAGAGUGUAGUAAAUGUAUAAAUCAGUACAGAAGAAAAACAAUUUAUGAUUUUGUUUGUUUAUGUACAGUAUAUAAAUAUUGAAAGAUUGGCCUCCACUCAAUCACUGUGUCAUAGCAGUUUCAUGGCAUAUUCAUACAAAAGGACUUAUGUGUUUUUCUCUGCUGGGGCAUGAAUUGAACAUGUUUAAAAGUACUUCACAUGUGUUCAGUUUGUAUGAGUUGUAUAAUUUGAGUAGAUGCUCUGCUUUUUGUGCAUUUUUCUUUUAUAUGUUGUCAGUCACAACCCACUUAUGCAAUCUGCAAAACGAACAGAAGAAAUUCAGAUUUGUUUUAAUUUAGAAGAGAGUGGGUCAAUGAUUUGAUGAUGUAAGUUACUGGAUUUUCAUACUGGAUGUAUGGAUUUUACAGUCACUCGAUUGUGGACCCACCAAGAAAACAAGUAAGGGAAUUUUUCAAAAGGGUCCAUUAAGGUUUUAAAUAAUUGCCAAACAGUCACAUGAAAAUUACCCACAGUCCUAUCUAUAAAAUGUAGUUUGGAGAAGAAAAAUAGCACAGCAAAGUUAGCACAUAAAUAUAAGGUAAACCUUUUGGAGAGAUAAAUUUUUUGGUUUUUUUGGUUAACGUAUCUUAAGAAUGUUUUUACUGAUGUUUUCCUUACAUCUAUUUUAGGGUAUUAAGAGGGCAAAAUAGUUCAUCCAUUGUUUUUCCGUAAUGCAUAUCCUCACUACGGUGCUGGAGCCUAUCCCAGCUAUCUUUGGGUGAGAGGCGGGGUACACCAUGAACUGGUCGACAGCCAAUCGCAGGGCACAUAUAUGCAGACAACCAGUCGCACUCAGAUUCACAGCUACGGGCAAUUUAGAGUCUUCAAAUAACCUACCAUGCAUGUUUUUGGGAUGUGGCAGGAAACUGGAGUACCCGGAGAAAACCCACGCAGGCACAGGGAGAACUUGCAAACUCCACACAGGCAAGGCCGGAUUUGAACCCUGGUCCUUAGAACUUUGAGAUAGAUGUGCUAACCAGUUGUCCACCGUGCUGCUCAAAAGAUUUCAGCGUUAUUUAUUUAUUCAAUAUUUAGUUAUCCAGGUAAGGGUGGCACGUUGGUCAAUUGGUUUGCACAUUCGCCUCACAUUUGGGUUUUCUCCGGGGACUCUGGUUUCCUCCCAUAUUCCCAAAACAUGCAUGGUUGGUUAAUUGAAGACUCUUAAAUUGUCUGUAGGUGUUAAUGGUUAUUUUUCUAUUUGUGCACUGCAAUUGGCUGGCGAGCAGUUCAGGGUGUAACCCACCUCCUACCCAAAGUAAGCAAGUAUAGGCUCUGUGACCCGAGUGAGGAUAAACAGUACAGAGAUUGGAUUGAUGAUGGAUGGACAGCUGACAUCAGAGUAAAACAAAGCAAAAUAAAAGCAAAUACAAAUACAUACACAACAAAAGUCAAAUAUAUGUGCUUCAGUUUUCAUUUGUUGCUGUUUUUGCCACAAACAAGAACAUUUCAAACAGAGAGGUCAAAUAACCUUAAAACGAAUGUACCAUGUAGCGACAUGGUGGAUCUUUCAAGUUAAAUAAAUGAGAUGCCUUUAACCCUAUUUGACAAAGAUAAAUGGCAGAUGCUGUGCUCAAUUUUGGAUGUAUAAUAUAAGUUUUAUUUUGGUACAUUUUAAUACAGCACAUUUUAUGCCUUGAAAGGAUUUUUGUUUGAUGAGAUUGUACAGCACAAGUGAGUCAUUAAGUAAUGUUAUGAUAUUGUCCAGUUAACUCAUGUGCGCACCUUGAAUUUCGUAAUGUGUCGAUGACAAAACAACGGGAAAGAAACUGAUGUAUGUGGGAAUGCUAUUCUUGUGAUCAUGUGAUAUGCUUGUAGUGUUGGUGAAUCAGUCAGCUGUAGACUGUCACUGGCCGUGAAGAUCAAAACGCCUACAAAGUUAGGGAUGAAUGUGACCCCUUUCAUCCAAAAUAGCUGAAGACAGUAUUGACGAGAAGUAUUGAUGUCAUAUUUUUUUUUCUCAUCAAACGAGGACUAGCACUGGCAUUAACUAAAAGUGUAUUAUGUGUGGUAACAUGAACAAUAACCCUUUUUUCUGUUGUAGUAUAAAUAAUUCAGGUUUAUUUUCACAGUCUGUAGUGUAUUAUCAUCGUUAAUGCAUAGCACUUUUUUGGGUUGUCAUUUCCAAAGGAUUAGCACUUUUAUGGUUUAAUUGUUAAAUAUGAAUAAUGCUGCAGAUUCUGCUUACAAUAGUCACUAUUGUGGUAUAUUGUCAUUGUAUCAUUUUAUUGAAAAUUGCAAAA
Molecule: messenger RNA, 4314 nt
Organism: Phycodurus eques (leafy seadragon)
Lineage: Eukaryota; Metazoa; Chordata; Actinopteri; Syngnathiformes; Syngnathidae
Gene: opcml
Product: opioid binding protein/cell adhesion molecule-like
Exons: 7
Coding region: 436-1470 (344 amino acids)
Cellular component (GO): neuron projection
Source: RefSeq, a predicted model, not a curated record